Messenger RNA from Owenia fusiformis, 1204 nucleotides. Lineage: Eukaryota; Metazoa; Annelida; Polychaeta; Sabellida; Oweniidae. The record is from the annotation of a GenBank genome assembly.
CUUUGAUCUGAUUGUUCAAAUCAAAAUUGCCUGUAGUGUUCAUGUUUAAAUGAUAAUUUCCAAUAAUCAUACCUGUUGCUUUAGUUUCAUUUCUUAUUAAAUCUUUGAGAAUGUACAUUGUACAUAUAAAUCUAUGUAUAGAAGUGUUUAGGUUAGGCAACAAAGAUGUAAGAUGGCUUAUAGAACAUGUAAAUGUAGACAUUGUGUAUGUAAAUGUAGACAUAUAUCAUGUAAAUGUAGGCAUGGAUCAUGUGAAUGUAGAUAUGGAACAUGUGAUUGUAGACAUAGAUCAUGUGAAUGUAGACAUGGAUCAUGUAAAUGUAGACAUAGAUUAUGUGAAUGGUGACAUAGAACAUGUAUAUGUUGACAUAGGUCAUAGGUCAUGUGAAUGCAGACAUGGAUCAUGUGAUUGUAGACAUAGAUCAUGUGAAUGUAGACAUAGAACAUGUGAAUGUAGACAUGGAUCAUGUGAUUGUAGACAUAGAUCAUGUGAAUGUAGACAUAGAACAUGUGAAUGUAGACAUGGAUCGUGUAAAUGUAAACAUGGCUCAUAUGUAGACAUAGAUCAUAUAAAUGAAGACAUAGAACAUGUAUAUGUUGACAUAGAUCAUGUGAAUGCAGACAUAGAUCAUGUGAAUGUAGACAUAGAACAUGUGAAUGUAGACAUAGAACAUGUGAAUGUAGACAUAGAUCAUGUGAAUGUAGACAUAUAUCAUGUAAAUGCAGACAUAGAUCAUGUGAAUGUAGACAUAGGUCAUGUGAAUGCAGACAUAGAUCAUGUAAAUGUAGACAUAAAACAUGUGAAUGUUGACAUAGGACAUGUAAAUGUAGACAUAGAACAUGUGAAUGGUGACAUAGAUCAUGUAAAUGUAAACAUACCUGUUCGUGAAAUCCUGUUGUUUGAGCCAAGGAAAUAUAUAUAUCUGAACAUUGCGAAGUAUUGCAAGCUCUAUUUGAGACUUGUGUAGAUAUUGUAACUGUUCUAUAUAAUUGUCUAAGUGAUUGAAGCUGCAAUACUCUAUGGGGUGUGCCAUGGAAUCUGCCAGAAUGGGAAUCUGUGUGAAGUUCCAUAUAGAAUCGGCAUCUGGAGAUGUAAUAUAAAACUAUGUGUACACUGUCCUGUAUUUCCUAUUGUUCAAUCUCAACAUGCAGGUUCAGAAUACAGAUGUAUUAAAUGUUUAGAUACAUUUCCUCAAAUUACCAC